Molecule: messenger RNA, 1059 nt
Organism: Cladophialophora psammophila CBS 110553
Lineage: Eukaryota; Fungi; Ascomycota; Eurotiomycetes; Chaetothyriales; Herpotrichiellaceae
Exons: 3
Coding region: 1-1059 (352 amino acids)
Molecular function (GO): oxidoreductase activity, acting on the CH-CH group of donors, NAD or NADP as acceptor
Source: RefSeq, a predicted model, not a curated record
AUGGUUACCUCCAAGACAUUAAUAUUUGCACAUGUCCCACAGGGCAUACCUGUGGCCGGCAAGGACGUCACCGUUGAGGCUAGGCCAGUCGACACGGAUGCAACGCCCCCGACUGGAGGCUUCGUUGCUCGAGUAUUGUACGCGUCUUUCGACCCAUACCUGAGGCAUCGGCUGGUGGAUGCCGCUGGGGCAAGGGAUUUCCCACCCUUUGAGCUCGGCGCUUCAAUCGUGAAUGGGGUUGUUGUUGAAGUCCUCAGAUCCGGUGAAGAUUCUGGCCUUUCAAAAGACGAUGUCCUGGUCGGGAUGGGUCCUAUCGCACAUUAUGCAAUCAUUGGCCCGCAAGAUGCAGUGACGUUUCAAAAAGUCCAAAACCCAUUCAACUUGGAUCUGAAACUCUUCCUCGGCCCGUUAGGAAUGCCGGGACUGACUGCUUAUUCGGCAUUCUAUGAGAUCGCAAGGCCAAAGAAGGGCGAGAAGAUAUUCAUUUCGGCCGCCAGCGGAGCUGUUGGCCAGAUCGUCGGGCAGUUGGCUAAACGAGAGGGUCUCACGGCGAUCGGAAGUGUCGGAAGCGAUGCGAAGUUGACGAUCUUGAAAGAGAAACUCGGUUUCGACGAGGGAUUCAACUACAAGAAAGUCGACGUGCUGAAAGAGCUGAAGCGUCUCGCACCAAAUGGCAUCGACAUUUACUACGACAAUGUCGGUGGUAAACAACUCGAGGCAGCCAUUACAGCGCUGAAGGAUUUUGGCAGAAUAGUGGCUUGUGGUUACGCUUCCCAGUACAGUGUGCCUCACGACAAGCAGUACGGUGUCCGUAACACUGGUCUAGUUGUAGGGAAACGAAUCACCUGGAGGGGAUUCACCGUUUUCGACGAUGGAUUCGGCAACAAAUACGCCGCGGAGCAUCAGCAGAACGUUCAAAAGUGGAUUCAUGAUGGCAGCAUUCGUCCGCUUAUGAGCGUUACAAGGGGCAUGGACCGGGCACCUGAGGGACUGGUUGGGUUGUUCAGAGGCGAGAAUAUCGGCAAGGCAGUUCUGGAUGUCUGGGCAAAGGAUGCUUGA